GCGAGUCGAAGGAAGUGCGAGGAAAUGCGGAGUGGAGGCGAUCACAAUGGAUCGGGGACGAUACAGGUUUGGAGGCCAGAGCAAUCCGUUUGGAAGACAAGGUGGUCAUUUUGGUCACGGUGGCCCGUUUGGGGGCUUCGGAGGGCAAGAGCCGGGUGGUCCAAGGCCGGGUUAUCAGCCAGGCCCCUAUCCAGCCCCCGGUCAGGGGCCUGAUCAGUAUGGGGGGCAAAUGCAGGGGACGAAUGUGACUCCACCGCCAUAUGGACAGCCACCUCCACCGAGCUGGUCUCCCCAAGGACAAGAGCCUCCCGGACAAGGGCAUCCUCCACAGGGUUACCCUCAACAGGGGUACCCUUCUCAGGGAUACCAUACAGGAUACCCUCCCCAAGGUUACCUGGCAGGAGGUUAUCCAGGUCAACCAACGAUGAUGCAGCGUGCCACGGACGCGGCCUGCUGCGCCACCUGCAUGACCUGUUUGACCUGCAUUUUCUGCUCCUGCUGUCAGGCUCUAAUGGGAGGCAGCGGUAUGGGGUCAGGGAUCGGAAACGACGGGCCGGGGUGUCCGGGAGGUCACGAAGACGGCACUACCAACGUUGCUCCUCCACCCGUCACUACAAAUGACGAUGACAACGGCGACUGACGGCGUAAUCAUGCCGGUGGGUUCCCAACAGGUCACAAUGCCAUUCGUGUCACAGUGUGACUCGUCGGGAACUCAUUUUACCAUCAAGUCACUUCCAUAAUAACAGAAUGACUAACUUAUUGGGAAUUCUAACCAGAAAAAUCAGUCAAAUAUUCGCACACGAAAGAUUCCGUGCCAUCUCUUAAA
Maniola jurtina (meadow brown) is the source of this 826-nucleotide messenger RNA. RefSeq names its product metacaspase-1-like. The transcript is spliced from 5 exons. Lineage: Eukaryota; Metazoa; Arthropoda; Insecta; Lepidoptera; Nymphalidae. The record is from RefSeq and is a predicted model, not a curated record. The coding region runs from base 47 to 640 and encodes 197 amino acids.